AUGGACCCUUUCCAAACAGUGGCGCGAGAAAUGAAGUUUUUGACAGGCAACAUACGGCAAUUGCUCGGCUCAGGACAUCCCACCCUCGAUACUGUGGCCAAGUACUACACGCAGAGUGAGGGGAAAUAUGUACGCCCCAUGCUCGUUCUGUUGAUGAGCCGCGCUACGGCCCUCACACCCCACCGAAACAUUGCGAGGGGUGGCAUUGGCAGCCAAAGCGCAGACAUUAGCAUAACAAACCCGAGUAUCCUUGCAGACGAGAACCCAGACACCAGCCCCAUCAGCAGCAUACGGCAUGACUCUGCAUACACCCCAGAAGACAGCGACAUCCUCCCUUCGCAACGGCGACUAGCAGAAAUCACCGAACUUAUCCACACAGCCAGUCUGCUCCACGACGAUGUCAUCGACCACUCCGUCUCGCGCCGCGCCGCCCCCUCUGCAAACAUUGAAUUCGGCAACAAAAUGGCAGUGCUCGCUGGAGAUUUCCUACUCGGCAGAGCAUCCGUUGCGCUCGCUCGUCUGCGCGACCCGGAAGUCACGGAGCUGCUUGCCACGGUGAUUGCCAACCUCGUCGAGGGCGAGUUCAUGCAACUCAAGAACACUGCGCGCGACGAAAAGAACCCCAUCUGGACUGAGGAGACCGUCUCGUAUUACCUCCAAAAGACAUAUCUCAAGUCGGCCUCGCUCAUCUCAAAAAGUUGCCGUGCCGCUGCUAUCCUGGGUGGCUCAACUCCAGAUGUGGUCGAAGCGGCGUAUCUGUACGGCAAGAAUCUCGGUCUCGCAUUCCAGCUUGUAGACGAUAUGCUGGAUUACACCGUUAGCGAAGCUGAGCUGGGUAAACCAGCUGGUGCGGAUUUGGAACUAGGACUAGCGACUGCGCCACUACUUUUUGCAUGGAAGGAAAAUAAGAGUCUGGGCAAGUUGGUAGGGAGGAAAUUUUCGGAGCAAGGGGAUGUGCAGCAGGCCCGCCAGAUCGUCGCUCAAUCCUCAGGCCUCGAGCAAACCCGUGCCCUCGCCCAAGAAUACGUCGAUAAAGCCAUCGAUGCUAUUUCCUUCUUCCCGGACUCGGAGGCGAAAACGGGGCUCGUGGAGAUGUGCACAAAGGUUAUGAAGAGGAGGAAGUGA
Messenger RNA from Bipolaris sorokiniana ND90Pr, 1125 nucleotides. RefSeq lists its product as uncharacterized. Lineage: Eukaryota; Fungi; Ascomycota; Dothideomycetes; Pleosporales; Pleosporaceae. Bases 1 to 1125 code for a protein of 374 amino acids. Gene Ontology annotation, molecular function: prenyltransferase activity. The transcript is spliced from 2 exons. The record is from RefSeq and is a predicted model, not a curated record. Gene Ontology annotation, cellular component: transferase complex. Gene Ontology annotation, biological process: ubiquinone biosynthetic process; isoprenoid biosynthetic process.